Messenger RNA from Moneuplotes crassus, 1117 nucleotides. The record is from the annotation of a GenBank genome assembly. Lineage: Eukaryota; Ciliophora; Spirotrichea; Euplotida; Euplotidae.
AUUAUUAACAAAAAUCGAUAUGCUAAACAGACUACAAUUGAGAGGAAGAAGCAUCUCCAAGUACUUCCAUAGCAUAGCUCAGGCGAGACCUAGCGCCUCUGUGGAUCUCUACAUUCCUAAUGGGGCAGAGAAUAUCUUUGGCAUCAGGGACAAGAUUGACGAAGAAAGCAUUCUAAAUACUCCUAGCCCUUUUGUAGCCGAUAAGGCAAAGAGCCUAUUUGAGAAGUACAAGUUAGGUGAAAACGAUCAAUUUUCUUUUGUCGAGCUCACACUUGGCAAGAGGAUCAAGCUUACUCAUGAUACAUACCUUUUCAAGCUGGAUUUCCCAGAGGAAGAUAAAGACCUUGUCAUGGGGACUGACAUUGCGAGGGCCAUUCGGUUCUUUAAAGUCCUGCCAACCAAGGAAAAUCCCGAAGGAAUUAUGAUCAAAAGAUAUUAUACCACUUCUUCUCCAGUCGACAUGAAGGGGUCAGUUGAAGUCCCAAUUAAAAUCUACAGAGCCAAUGAAAAUUCUGAGUUUUCUGAAGGAGGAGUAAUGACAACCUAUCUCGAAAAUAUGAGAUUAGGAGACAAAAUCCUUGUAAAUGGACCAAUUGAGAGACUCCAGUAUUACGGAAAUGGGCUCGUUCGAACAGGUGAAAAAGGACCCUAUGAUAUUGUAAAGAAGAAUCAUUUGGCAUUUGUAGUUGGAGGAAGUGGAAUCACUCCUUACUACCGGAUUAUCAAGGACGCUCUAGAGAAUGGAGAUCCCACAAAGUUCACUCUUAUCUACAGUAAUAGGACCGAAGAUGACUUUAUUUUUGGGGACGAGUUAGAAGAACUAGCACUUUUAUAUCCACACAAAUUCACUUACAAAAAGGCUAUCACAAAUCCACUAAACCAUGAAAAUUUGGAAGAUGUACACAUUGGAAGGUUGACACCAGAAUACCUCCUGGAGCAUCUUCCAGCUCCAAAUGAAAAUGUCCUAGUGGCUAAUAUGGGCCCAAAGUCCUUCAAUAGGUUCUUUGCAAACUUCAUUCUUCGCCAUACCUCGUACGACCCUAUCACACAGGUCUUCUCUCGAGAUGUGGAUUCAUUAAUAUUCUAAGCAAAUUCUUAAUUUUAACCCUUUUGUGAC